CAGUACUAUAAACAACAACGAGGCAGGAAUAUUCAGCGUGCAAAGAUGGACAUGCAGCCAGAUGUUAAGAUAACCAACCUCAACCUGCAUAAAGGACACCGUGUGGAAGUUAGAGGACAUAUUUCAAAAGACUCUAGCAGAUUUGCUGUUGAUUUGGGAACAGAUUGCAAUAAUUUGAUCUGUCACUGCAACCCUCGAUUCGAAUUUUCUGUGGAUAAAAACACCAUCAUUUUUAACUCAAAGGAAAACGAUGUCUGGGGGACUGAACAGAAAGAAGUGGCGUUCCCAUUCAAGGCGGGUUCACAAACCAUGCUGAUUUUUGAAUUUGGAGACUGCAUAAAUGUGCAUUUACCCGAUGGCACAGAUAUCCCGUUUGCCUGUCGGUUCCCCAUACAAGUGAUUAAUUACCUGGCGCUCUAUAACCUCCAGCUCAUUUCCAUCUCUGUUCAUUAACUGAUCUGCAUGGAUAAAGUCUCAAAAAUGCGACUGUGUACUAUAUGUUCUUAUUAGCAUUGGAUUCUCUGCUAGCUGAAUAUUCACCAGCACUGACAAUAAAAUCUUAUUACAUCUC
Molecule: messenger RNA, 571 nt
Organism: Xenopus laevis (African clawed frog)
Lineage: Eukaryota; Metazoa; Chordata; Amphibia; Anura; Pipidae
Gene: lgals1.3.S
Product: lectin, galactoside-binding, soluble, 1, gene 3 S homeolog
Molecular function (GO): lactose binding; carbohydrate binding; laminin binding
Source: RefSeq, marked provisional